Messenger RNA from Cadophora gregata, 1023 nucleotides. RefSeq lists its product as uncharacterized. The transcript has a single exon. Gene Ontology annotation, cellular component: GARP complex; EARP complex; membrane. Lineage: Eukaryota; Fungi; Ascomycota; Leotiomycetes; Helotiales; Ploettnerulaceae. Bases 1 to 1023 code for a protein of 340 amino acids. The record is from RefSeq and is a predicted model, not a curated record. Gene Ontology annotation, biological process: Golgi organization; retrograde transport, endosome to Golgi; lysosomal transport.
AUGUCAACCAUCGCCAGCCCCCGCGAACCCUCCCUCUCCGGCCGCCGCAUCCCCCUCCUCUCAACACCCACCUCCUCCUCCCGCCCCAGCCUCGACACCCCCCGCUCCGACUCGUCCCCCUCACGUCCUUCCAUCCCUUCAAACACCUCCACCUCCACCAACACAUCCACAGCCGGCCCAACCCCACAACCAAAACGCAACCGCGCCGCUCUCCGCGAGUACUACAACCUCCAAAAGACCGCCGCUGCAUCAUCAUCUCUCUCAACAACAUCACAGGCUCCUAGCUCGCCGGCGAGUUCGAGUAUUCAUUCUUUUGUGGACGAUAAUGGGUUUGGGUAUGGGGAGGAGGGCGAGGGGAGCGAGAUGGAUAAGGAGGGGUUUAAUGGGGAGGAGUAUGUGAGGAAGGUGUUGGAGGAGAAGAGUCUUGGGGAGGUCCUGGCGAUAUAUAGAGGUGUGCUGGCGGAUGUGAGGGCGCUGGAUGCGGAGAGGAAGGCGUUGGUGUAUGAUAAUUAUAGUAAGUUGAUUGUGGCUACGGAGAUGAUUGGGAGGAUGAGGGAAGGAGUGAAGGUUGGUGAUGGGGCUGCUGAGGCUGGGGCUGGGACGGUCAAAGUGGGUGGGAUUGGGAUAGGGAGUGGGAGUGGGAGUAUGAGGGGGACGGGGAAAGUGGAGGGUGUUGAAGGUGUGGAGGAGCUGGUUGAGCGUGUUAGACAGGGUGUGGAGGCCCUGAGGAGAGAUGCAGAGAGUAAUGGACCCAGCAGAGAAGAGAUCGAGAAAGCGGAAAAGAGGAGGAGAUUAAGGCUUGUUGCUGAGAGGGUACUAGGCACGCCAGAUAAGGUCAGAGGGCUUGUCAAAGAAGGCAAGGUAGAUGAAGCGAGGAUAUUAUGGGAGAAAGAAAAGAAGUUAUUGGAGAGGUGGAGGGAGAGGGGCGUGGGUGGGCCGGAUGUUGGAGAGUGUAUUGAGGAUGGGGAUAGAGCAUUAAGGGGUGAGGAGGCUGUUGGUGGGAAAGAAGAAUCGAAUUCUUGA